AUGAGGACGGCGUGGGCCGUGCCUCUCCUGGGACUCCUGCUGCUGCAAAUGGUUGGCACCGCAGCUCCGCAGGAGGAUAUUGAAGUACCAGAGGCUUUCCUGGUGGAGAUCUCCGGGACCACGGUGACAAUCACGUGUCCCUUGCCCGAAGGCAGCAUCGUCUGGGAGUCAACUGCGGCAAAGCCAACCAACGACGAGAGGAAGUACGUUAUAGAGAACCAUGACAGCACUCCCGUCAACCUGAGCUGUUCGGGCAGUGGAAAGAAGCAUUCAAUGUACCUGAACGCCAGAGUGUGCGCAAACUGCGAGGAGCUGGAUACCCUGGCAGUGACAGGGAUCAUCGCUGCGGAUCUGCUCAUCACCUUCGGGGUGCUCAUUCUGGUCUAUUACUUCAGCAAAGACAAGAAGGGGAAGGGAAGCGCUGGCCCCGGCAGUCGGCCACGAGGUCAGAAGAUGCAGCGUCCUCCCCCGGUUCCAAACCCAGACUAUGAGCCCAUCCGGAAAGGCCAGCGGGAAGUGUAUGCAGGCCUGGAGCCCAGGGGCUUCUGA
Molecule: messenger RNA, 549 nt
Organism: Mesitornis unicolor (brown roatelo)
Lineage: Eukaryota; Metazoa; Chordata; Aves; Mesitornithiformes; Mesitornithidae
Gene: CD3E
Product: CD3e molecule, epsilon (CD3-TCR complex)
Exons: 7
Coding region: 1-549 (182 amino acids)
Biological process (GO): positive thymic T cell selection; cell surface receptor signaling pathway
Cellular component (GO): alpha-beta T cell receptor complex; membrane; external side of plasma membrane
Molecular function (GO): transmembrane signaling receptor activity
Source: RefSeq, a predicted model, not a curated record